Ylistrum balloti is the source of this 465-nucleotide messenger RNA. RefSeq lists its product as uncharacterized. The transcript is spliced from 2 exons. The coding region runs from base 1 to 465 and encodes 154 amino acids. Lineage: Eukaryota; Metazoa; Mollusca; Bivalvia; Pectinida; Pectinidae. The record is from RefSeq and is a predicted model, not a curated record.
AUGGACAGCCAAGCUAAUAAAAAGGUCAAUUCGGAAGUAGGGGACUGUGGUAGAGGUCAGUCCGAAGUAGGGGACUGUGGUAUAGGUCAGUCCGAAGUAUGGGACUGUGGUAUAGGUCAGUCUGAAGUAUGGGACUGUGGUAUAGGUCAGUCCGAAGUAUGGGACUGUGGUAUAGGUCAGUCCGAAGUAUGGGACUGUGGUAUAGGUCAGUCCGAAGUAUGGGACUGUGGUAUAGGUCAGUCCGAAGUAUGGGACUGUGGUAUAGGUCAGUCCGAAGUAUGGGACUGUGGUAUAGGUCAGUCUGAAGUAGGGGACUGUGAUAUAGGUCAGUCCGAAGUAUGGGACUGUGAUAUAGGUCAGUCCGAAGUAUGGGACUGUGGUAUAGGUCAAUCCGAAGUAUGGGACUGUGGUAUAGGUCAAUCCGAAGUAGGGGACUGUGGUAUGGGUCAAUCCGAAAUGGAUUAG